UACCUCUAUCUCUCAUUCAACGAAGCCAUUUUGUAGUCCAUCGUCCGAUCAAAAGAUGGCUCUUGCCGGAAAGAUGAUGAUGUACCUAGAGAUCAAUUCCCCUGGAGAGGUGUUGCAUGAUAUUGUUCGGAACAGACCAAACGACAUCGCAUCGAUGUUGCCUGAUAAGGUUCAUAGUUGUGAUCUGGUUGAAGGCCAAUGGGGAGCCGUUGGAUCAGUCAUUUGCUGGAACUUCACCUAUGAUGGAAAAAAGGAAAUUAUAAAGCAGGAAAUUGAAGAAGUUAAUGAGGAAAACCACAAGAUAGUGUUCAAGGUACUUGAAGCAAGACUUGUGGAAAACAUAUACAAGUCCUUCAAGAUCAUAUUUCAUGUUGAACCAAAAGGUGAUGGAAAGUUGGCUGCUGUGACCUUUGAGUUUGAGAAGGUGAAUCCAAGGAUUCCAUAUCCAACUGCUUUCAUGGAUUAUCUAUACGAUGUUUUCAAGGGUGUUGAUGACUACAACAGUAGCAAAUAGAUCUGCAAGUUUCCUCAAACAUAAGCAAGAACAAUACAGCACAAUUAUGUGCAUGUGACGUUUAGUCAGAUAUAUGUUAGAAACUACCUAUGUUUGGAAUGUCUUGCCAUACCUAUCUUUAUAUAUUAUGUAUGGAUUCUCUUUUCAUACCUAUCUUUAUAUACUAUGUGCGGAUUUUCUUGUCA
This is a messenger RNA of Helianthus annuus (common sunflower), 699 nucleotides long. Its product is annotated as kirola. The record is from RefSeq and is a predicted model, not a curated record. Gene Ontology annotation, biological process: defense response. The transcript has 2 exons. Lineage: Eukaryota; Viridiplantae; Streptophyta; Magnoliopsida; Asterales; Asteraceae. The coding region runs from base 56 to 514 and encodes 152 amino acids.